This is a messenger RNA of Cryptomeria japonica (Japanese cedar), 2109 nucleotides long. Its product is annotated as mitochondrial import inner membrane translocase subunit TIM44-2. The record is from RefSeq and is a predicted model, not a curated record. NCBI's taxonomy places the organism in Eukaryota, Viridiplantae, Streptophyta, Pinopsida, Cupressales, Cupressaceae. The transcript has 14 exons. Gene Ontology annotation, biological process: protein import into mitochondrial matrix. Gene Ontology annotation, molecular function: protein-folding chaperone binding. Gene Ontology annotation, cellular component: mitochondrial inner membrane. Bases 355 to 1842 code for a protein of 495 amino acids.
ACCCUAAAUGGCAAGGGUGACAUUGCACUUUCAAUAGUCCAUCAUGGGCGCUUAGGAGAGAGAAGUGAGAGGCAGCAAAGGCGUCAGCUACGGUCUACGCUUCACUGUUUCCCACCGAAAUGUAAACCUUCUUCCCAAGUAUAUUCAAAGGCUUAUUGAGAAAAUCUGCCACUGAAUAAAUAUUUAGUGUAGGAAAACCCUUCCUUUCUGUAUGCGGCAACAAAUGUUUCAGACCUCCAUUCAAACCCUAACUCGUACUUCCUCUCUGCUGAGCUUGUUUCGUUGUGGGCAAGCUUAAAUCGUCUGAUUCAUUUUAUUAUUCUUUAAAGGAAAAAACGUUAAGGCUGUGAAAAAAUGGCAAGCAGAAUGCUAGGUCGUGAUUUUAACCAGUCGUCCAGGCAGUUUUCUUCAUUAUACCGCUCAUGGCAACAGGCUGCAAAUAAUCGAAAUUUUGUCUUUCCAAAUCAAAGCCGUUUGAGUUUUCGUCAUAUGAGCAUUUUCAGCGAGUUCUCGAAGCGGUUCAAGGGAGAAGUUGAGAGCAAUCCGGAGCUUCAAAAAUCAAUUAAAGAGCUUAAAGAAAAAGCAGUUGAGAUUAAGUCAAUCACAGAGGAUCUGAAAACUAGAACGAAGCAGACAACAAAGCAUUUGUACAAGCAUGCUGAUGCAGUACGAACGGAGGCAGAGACUAAGGCAAAACAGGUGUCUGCUGUAAUGAAAGAUAAGAUCUCAGCUGCAACUGAACAGGCAAAAGAUUUCGGUGAAAAGACUUUUAAGGUGGGAACAGAUGUGUCUAAAGAAAAGACAAGGUCUAAAGCAGGCAGCAGCAGUAAUCAUGAAGGAAGCUCAACAUCAAGUACUGCAAAUGCUGAGGCUACAGAGUCUGCAAGUUCACAGGAAGAAAGUGGAGCAAGUGGAACAGUAUUUCACAAGAUUCGAAAGGGUGUUGCUUUUGCUUCCUUCUCCACUGCAGCUGCAUUCAAAUCUUUGAAAGAAGCGAAAAUUGUUGAUGUAACAAAAAAGGGCUACAAUCUUGUAAAAGAUGAGCUGACAUCCACACCAUCUAGGAGGCGAAAAAUGCAGAGCGCAGCUGCAGCAUCAGCCUAUAAAGAAAGGAGUAGUGCAACAAGCAUUGUACCUGUAGGGGUAAAACAGACUCGCUGGGGGAAGAAGUGGGAAGAAUUUAAAGAGAAGGCUCAUGGACACCCUUUGUACAAGCGGGUCAGGGGAAUUGGUGAGCAUCCUGCUGUUGCAAAGAGUCAAGAGUUAGCAGAAGAUAUAAGAGAGCGGUGGGAAACAAGUGAUAGUCCUGUUGUUCACAAAAUUCAAGAUUUGAAUGAAACCAUUUUUGGAGAAUCUGCAGCAGCAAUAUCAUACAAGGAAAUACGUAGACGUGAUCCGUACUUCUCUUUACCAGAUUUUAUAGCCGAUGUGCAGGAGAUUAUUAAGCCCACCCUUCAAGCCUACCUCAAAGGUGAUUUGGAAACUCUGAAAAAAAAUUGUAGCUUUGAAGUGAUUGAUAGAUGCAAAGCAGAACGAAGGGCAUAUGAAGGCCAAGGAAUCUUCUUUGACAACAAGAUUUUACACAUUUCUGAUGUGGAAGUCAAAGAAACCAAACUAAUGGGUGAUACGCCAAUCAUUAUUAUUGCUUUCCAGACUCAGCAAACUUUUUGCGUGAGAGACAGAAGUGGUAAAAUUACCGAGGGUGGAAAGGAUGAUAUCCAUACCGUAUAUUAUGCAUGGGCAAUGCAACAGAUGGAUUCUGGAGAAACGAAAGAAGGUGAAGUAUACCCUACAUGGAGGUUGAGGGAGAUGCAGCAAUUGGGAAUUCAAUCCCUUAUUUAAUUUUUUGUUAUAUUCUUAAGAAAACGUCAUGCACUUCCACUAGAGCAUUCGUUGGGAGUACGACUUAUUAGAAUUUUAUAUACUUAAUGAUUUUGGUAGUAUAUGGUUAUAUCAGUAUAUUCUUAUCUCGGUUUAAAAGUAUUGAAAGGCGUUAUAGGUCUUAAUCUCUUUUAGCCAUAUUGUUGGCGGGAAAGUUCUAGAUGUGAUUGCAUUUACAUGGCUGCAAGUGCUGAUAAGAAAAUGCCAUCACCAUUAUUUUUUGAUUUA